AUGCAGGUGUCGGAUAGUGGCGGUGGCUAUGGCAACGGCCUCCUCCCUCCACCAGUGCUCCCUCUCUCUUUCUCAGAUCUCCUCUCUCGCUGCUCGUGCUCAGUGGCGAAAGACCCAAAGGUGGCGGCGACGGCAAGAAGCGAUGGUGGAGACCCGCGUGAAAAUUUUGCGGAGGAAAUUGGCAAAUAUCACUUUUAUACUUUGCAGCUUGCAUUUGAUUUUUAUCUGAAGUACUCAAAGUCCAAGGGCUUUAGUGCAAGGAAGAGCAAGACCUUCAAGAAUAGUAUUGGCGAGAUUUACAAACAAAAGUUUGUAUGUCAUAGGAAAGGAUUCAGGGAGGAGAAAUAUUACACGAUGGAAAAAAGGAAGAAGGAGCCUAGAUUGGAAAUAAGAACUGGAUGUGAAGCCCGAAUGGAUGUUAAAUUUGUACUAGAAAGUGGAAGAAAAAUGUCAGAGGCAGAUAUUAUGCAAAUGAUGAACAUGCUAAACUCAGAGAUUAACACUUCACAGAUAUUUGGUCUUCUAGCUAGUCAAGCAGGCGGGUAUGAAUUUGUUGGCUAUGGUCCCAGAGAUAUGUAUAAUGAGAUUGCUCGGCGAAGGCGUCAAAUUCCUGGUGAUGCAGCACGAGUGUUUAAGAAGUUAGAGGAUAUGCGGUUGAAGGAUCCACAAUUAUAUUUCAAGGCAUGUCAUGAUUCAAGAGGUUUGUUACGUAACUUGUUCUGGUCUGAUGGGAUUAGCCAACUAGACUACCGACUCUUCGGGGAUGUUAUUGCUUUUUAUGCUACGUACAAGAAGAACAAGUAUAGUUGUCCAUUAGUCAUAUUCAGCGGGGUUAACCACCACAACCAAACAACUGUUUUUGUUGCUGCGUUAAUUGCGGAUGAAACUACUGAUACAUAUAUUUGGCUCCUGUGUCAGCUCAUAUUUGCAAUGAAGGGCAAGACCCCGACCUCAAUAAUAACUGAUAGGCCAUGGCGAUUAGAAAUGGAGUAA
This is a messenger RNA of Arachis duranensis, 993 nucleotides long. Its product is annotated as protein FAR1-RELATED SEQUENCE 5-like. NCBI's taxonomy places the organism in Eukaryota, Viridiplantae, Streptophyta, Magnoliopsida, Fabales, Fabaceae. Bases 1 to 993 code for a protein of 330 amino acids. The record is from RefSeq and is a predicted model, not a curated record. The transcript is spliced from 3 exons.